UCUAUACAUGGAGAUUCUCAUGCUGAGACAGUUCAGUCAGAGAGAUUCAGUCCAUUCUCUCUCAUUCCCUUGAAGAGAAACCAUGGUGCUAGCCUGUAUUACUAUGUUUCUCAGCUUAGCACAUCUCCUCAGUGCUAUGCCCCUGCACUGUGAACUCCUGCAUCCACAAACACCAGACAACACCACAGCAUCCAAGCUGUUGGGGAAAUGGUUCUACAUAGCUGGGGCCUCACAGUCCCCCAUUCACCUGCUGGAAAUGGUGCUGAUUGAUAAUGCUUAUCUUGAUGUGAACCCUACUGGGCAGGAGCAGGAGUUACUCAUCAACCAGCAUGUCACAGCGGGGAACAAAUGUUUCUCAAGCAACUCAACUUACUUUGAAGUCUCUCUCAAUAAUGCGACACUAAUUAAGUCUGCCAAGAAUCAACACGCUAUGGGGAAGCUUAUGAGGAGCAGUUCCGAAGACAUUUUGCUCAUUCACUAUCAGGCACACAAGGAGAAGAACUACACAGGAUUGCAUCUUUAUGCACGGAACCAAAACUUGAGUGAAACUCAGUUGCAGGAAUUCAGAGGCCAUGCUAAAUGUCUGAGCCUUUCUGAUGAGGAAAUAAUUUAUGCACCAUGGCAGAAGGAGCUGUGUCAAAUGAAAGAAACCAAACAAACAACUCCCCAGACAAGGAGAUGCCAGCUACAGUCCUAGGAUAACCCUGAACCUAACACGACUGGACAUGUGCAGCAUCAGGCCACUUAACGUCUGCAGCAAAUAAAAGUUUUCUUUAUUAUU
Molecule: messenger RNA, 781 nt
Organism: Pelodiscus sinensis (Chinese soft-shelled turtle)
Lineage: Eukaryota; Metazoa; Chordata; Testudines; Trionychidae
Product: alpha-1-acid glycoprotein 1-like
Source: RefSeq, a predicted model, not a curated record